This is a messenger RNA of Gossypium arboreum, 2664 nucleotides long. RefSeq names its product type I inositol polyphosphate 5-phosphatase 4. Gene Ontology annotation, biological process: phosphatidylinositol dephosphorylation. Lineage: Eukaryota; Viridiplantae; Streptophyta; Magnoliopsida; Malvales; Malvaceae. The transcript is spliced from 12 exons. Gene Ontology annotation, molecular function: phosphatidylinositol-3,4,5-trisphosphate 5-phosphatase activity; phosphatidylinositol-4,5-bisphosphate 5-phosphatase activity; inositol-polyphosphate 5-phosphatase activity. The record is from RefSeq and is a predicted model, not a curated record. The coding region runs from base 498 to 2183 and encodes 561 amino acids.
GUCUUGUUCUAAGCUCAGAAUCUCUUAUUUUCAUUUCCUAGCUUAAGUUGUUGUCCCUCUCUGUUCGUUUCACUUUCAAUUCUCCUUCAGUUUUCUUCUUCUUCUUCUUUUUUCCCUCUCUGUUUCUGUCUUUGUCUUCUCCAGCUGAGCUGAAAAGACUUGCAAGUGAAUUUCAGUGUACUUUUGGUUUUUCACCUUGUUGAAAAUGAAAUAGUAAUGCUGAUUAUUUAAGAACUUGUUUUCUCUUCAUUUCCUGAGGGAACAGAGGUUUACCCUUGUUUUCUCCUCAGCUGUCAUUCAAAAUUAGCCCACUUUUCUUCCCAUUAUUUUCCUGAAAAGACCUGUUUUCAAGGUUGUUUUUUUUUUCCCAACUUUUGUAUUAGUCUGUUGGUUUUAGCUGAGAAUAUCAAGUAAAUAGUUGAACCAAUAGAAGCAACUUCAUAAAACAACAUUCAUUGCUUACAAAUUUGGAUAGGCUAUAUGAAAGCUGUGAAACAAUGAGAGAUGGAAACUCCAAGAAGAGCAAGCUUUCAUGGCCCAAGACAUUGGUCAAGAAGUGGUUCAAUAUCAAGAAUAAAGCUGAGGACUUUCAUGCAGAUGAAGUUGAUUAUGGAGGUGUUGAUGAAGAUUGGGGGCACAACUUCUCAGAUAGGGAGGCAUGCACUAUCAAGAAAAGCAAAACAGAGAGAUUGAGCAAGAGGUAUUCGGACCGAGUUCGACGAAGUAAAAUUGAUCCCGACCUCUCUCAGUUUACGGAUGUGCAUAAUUAUAAGAUUUUUGUAGCUACAUGGAAUGUGGCUGGAAAGUCUCCUCCUAGUUAUUUGAAUCUUGAAGAUUGGCUUCCUACCUCUCCUCCUGCUGACAUUUAUGUUCUCGGGUUUCAAGAGAUUGUUCCUUUAAAUGCUGGUAAUGUUUUGGGCACUGAAGACAAUGAACCGGCCAGGAAAUGGUUAGCUCUCAUUAGGAAGACUCUGAAUAGCCUUCCUGGUACCAGUGGUGGCUUCCACACACCUUCACCAAUCCCUGAUCCACUUGUUGAACUGGAUGCGGACUUUGAAGGAUCAACGAGACAGGAAGCUUCAUCUUUCUUUCACCGCCGAUCAUUUCAAUCCUUGAGUCGUAGCAUGAGAAUGGAUAACGACAUGGCAAUGCCUCAACCGAGGCUUGACCGUCGCUUCAGUGUUUGUGAUCGGGUUAUUUUUGGUCAUAGACCGAGUGAUUAUGACCCUAACUUCAGAUGGGGUUCCUCUGAUGAUGAGAAUGGACCUGGAGAUUCACCAAGCAACGCUCAGUAUACCGAAUAUUCUCCAAUGUCCUAUGGUGGAUCUUUUGCCUUAGAGGGAAGCAAUAGACACAUGGCGCAUUCAAGGUACUGUCUGGUUGCCAGCAAGCAAAUGGUAGGGAUAUUUCUAACGGUAUGGGUGAAGAGUGAUCUUAGAGACUAUGCUCGCAACUUGAAAGUGUCCUGUGUUGGCAGAGGAUUGAUGGGUUAUCUUGGAAACAAGGGUUCUAUAUCUAUUAGCAUGUUUUUGCAUCGAACCAGCUUUUGCUUCGUCUGUAGUCAUUUAACCUCAGGGCAAAAGGAGGGUGAUGAGCUGCGAAGAAACUCUGAUGUUAUGGAGAUCCUCAGAAAGACAAGGUUUCCCAGGGUUCAUGGAAUGGGAUAUGAUAAUUCUCCCCAAACGAUUCUAGAGCACGAUCGUAUUAUAUGGCUUGGGGAUUUGAAUUAUCGGAUCGCUUUGUCCUACCAUUGUGCAAAGGCUCUAGUUGAGAUGCGCAAUUGGAAAUCACUAUUAGAGAAUGACCAGCUUCGAAUAGAGCAGAGGCAUGGCCGUGUAUUCGAGGGAUGGAAUGAAGGCAAAAUACAUUUCCCUCCUACAUACAAGUUCUCGAAUAAUUCAGACAGAUAUGCCGGGGAGGAUAGGCGUCCAAAGAAGAAGCGAAGAACUCCUGCAUGGUGUGAUCGUAUACUGUGGUAUGGAAGAGGUCUCUAUCAGAUAUCUUACGUUCGUGGAGAGUCCAAGUUCUCGGACCAUAGGCCCGUUUAUAGUGUAUUUUCAGCAGAGGUCGAGUCUACUAGCCAUAAUCGAAUCAGGAAAAGCAUGAGUUGUUCCAGCGCCAGGGUUGAGGUUGAAGAGCUGUUGCCAGUGUCACAUGGAUAUACAGAACUCAGUUUCUUUUGAGAGUUUUUUGACAGUCCUCAUUCCAUGCUACACUUCCCGGAAGACUUGACUCAGUAUUAACUGCAUGGCUGUGCAAGGUGAGUAAAUGCCUUGUGGAAACUAUACCAUGGUGGCGAUGAACACGUACCAUCGACAGCAAUCUGAAAGAAGGUUCUAAUCUGUAUAUUGUCAAUAAAUUCCCGAACUCCAGAAGAUCGUGGCAUGUCAUUGAUUCACUACCAUUGGAAACUGAUUUAACAUAUGACUUUUUUUUUUCUUUUAAGAUUCUUUUCAAUGGAAAAAAAAAACAAUAAUGAAUUGGCACUUACUUUUUGCACAAGUGAUGGAAGAUAAAAAAAGUCUGGAAGCUGAAGAUAUGAUGGAUGCUCAUUACUAGUGGAUAAAAAAGAACAAGUUUUGAUUUAUGUAAACCUUCUUUUACUGUUGCUGCUAAUCAUUUUACUGAUAUAAAAAGAGAAACUAGUUUUGUUUCAACUUUGAA